UGCAAAAUAUUCAGCAAAUACGGAAAAAUAAUUAAUUUACCGAUUUUAAGGUUAACAGUAUUCCUUUGAUAAGCAACGAAACUACUGCAUUUAAACAUUUCUACUUUUAUGUGUGUUCCACAACAAUUUUUUUAUUUAACAUCACAAGGACGAGAAAGGAUAAAGCGUGUUGUACCAAUUGUACAAAUACACAAAUAACUUUAAAAAGUAAAGCAGAUCAAAAUGGAUUUAUCGAGGCGGUUGCGAUCGCCGAUCACAAUACUCUUAACACUUCUAAUAUGUGUUCAUUCAUCACAGUCUAGAUUUCAUGGAAAUAGGCCAAAAAGACAGUAUGGUGAAAACUUAUAUUUACCAGAGAGUUCGAUAACUCCUGGUGGCGAAGGCGAUGAUCCAAAUGAAUGGACUGAAUGGAGUUCUCCUUCUGAGUGCUCAAGAUCAUGUGGAGGCGGUGUUUCUUAUCAAACAAGAGAGUGCCGACGGGUUAAUCGAAAUUAUGAACCCGAUUGUAAAGGUGGCAACCGGAGAUAUUAUUCAUGUAAUACACAAGAUUGUCCUGAGGAUGAACCAGAUUUUCGAGCACAGCAAUGUACGCGUUUUAAUCGUAUGCCCUUCGAUGGUAUUUAUUACGAAUGGGUACCGUAUACCAAUGCACCAAAUCCCUGUGAGCUCAAUUGUAUGCCCAGAGGUGAACGUUUUUAUUACCGACAAAAAACAAAGGUAAUCGAUGGUACAAGGUGUAACGAUAAGGAUCUUGAUGUUUGUGUAGAUGGUGAAUGUCAACAUGUUGGUUGUGAUAUGAUGUUAGGUUCGGACGCAAAAGAGGAUGUAUGCAGAAAAUGUGGUGGGGAUGGUAGCUCAUGUAAAACCAUUGCGGACAGAUUUACAACACCUAAUCUAGCAGCAGGUUAUAAUGAUAUUUUAUUAAUACCAAGUGGUGCUACAAAUAUACGUGUUCAGGAAACGGAGCCAUCCUACAAUUACUUAGCUUGCCGUAACUUAACAAGCCACUAUUAUUUGAAUGGAAAUUGGCGUAUUGAUUUCCCACGUCCUAUGUUCUAUGCGGGUUCGUGGUGGAAUUAUCAACGGAAACCUACAGGAUUUGCUGCCCCUGAUCAAUUAACAAGCAGCGGGCCAAUAACAGAGGCUAUUUUUAUUGUAAUGCUUGUUCAGGAUAAAAAUGUUAGUAUAGACUAUGAAUAUAGUAUACCAGAAUCGCUAAGCCAUUCAUCGCCAAAUGUAUAUACAUGGACACAUAAAGAAUUUGAUGAGUGCAGUGCGUCAUGUGGUGGUGGCACUCAGUCAAGAACUGUAACGUGUAAUAAUCGUUUGAAUUUAGAAGAAGUAGAUCCUACCUUAUGUGAUAGUAAUAGUAAACCAGCAGAAACUCAGGAAUGUGGCAACGACCCUUGUGCACCACGUUGGGUUGAGGAAGAAUGGAGCAAAUGUUCUAAAGGAUGUGGACAUGAUGGUGUUCAAAAUCGUACAAUAUCAUGUGAACGUAUAUCACCAAAUGGCGAUAGAACAAAAGAGGCUGAUUCAGUUUGUCUAGAACAGGUUGGAAAUAAACCUGCAGAUACACAAGAAUGUAACAGGGAUGUUGAAAACUGUCCAAAAUAUCAUUUAGGGCCAUGGACACCGUGUGACAAAUUAUGCGGAGAAGGCAUCCAAAAACGUAAGGUGACCUGUUAUAUAGAAGAAAAUGGCCAUAAGAAAGUAUUGAAUGAAGAGGAUUGCUUGGAUGAAAAACCAGAAACAGAAAAAUCUUGUAUGCUAAGUCCAUGUGAGGGCGUCGAUUGGAUUAUAUCACAGUGGAGUGGGUGUGAGGAAUGCGGUCAAAAUGUUGAAACUCGUACUGCUGUUUGCGCAUCGAAAGAUGGAAAGAUCUAUCCUGAUGAAUUUUGUGCACCAGAAGUUCCAACUUUAUCUAGACCAUGCAAGUCUAAAACGUGUGCUACGCAAUGGUUUACAUCAGAAUGGAGUAAAUGUUCGUCUGCCUGUGGAAAAGGCGUUCAAACGAGAAUUGUUUUAUGUGGUGUAUUCGAUGGCAAAACUAUAACUUCAGCAGUAAGUGACUCCGAGUGUGAUUCUUCUAAGAAACCUGAAUCGGAACAAGAAUGUGAAGGUGAAGUUAAAGAGUGUCCUGGCGAAUGGUUUACUGGACCAUGGAAUGACUGUAGUAAAGAUUGCGGUGGUGGCGAAAAGGUACGGGAAGUGUUGUGUUUAUCAAAUGGAACAAAAUCAUUAAAUUGUGAUGAAUCCAAAAUGGAAGCCAUUUCCGAAAAAUGUAAUGUACAACCUUGCACUGAUGAUGAAGUAAUUCCAGUUGACAGUACUUCUAAACCCCUUGAUGAUGAUGAAGAUUCUGAGGAAGAAUGCAUUGAGGACAUGGACGAUGAUGAUGUUGAAAUUGUUUCACAAAAAAUGUCAGAAGAUCUUAAAUUAACUGAAGGCAUUGACUUAGAUGAUGAAUCAACCACACUUUCUUCAUUAAUUACAGAUGAACUAAUGCUUAGUGAUGCUCCAUCAUCGGACGAAACUAGCUCAGAUGAUGUUUCAACAGAUCUUCCAUUAACAACUGAAGGAUCAGGUGAUCAAACUGAUAUAACGGAUAGUUCAAGUUUAAGUACAGAAGGAAGUGGUGAUUCUUCAGAUUCUUCAAGUGAGUCACCAGUUAGUACAACAUCUGUUACGGACAGCGAUAUUUCAACAGAAAGUACUUCUUCCUCUGAUACAUCAUCGUCUACGGAGGCAUCUACUGAUGGAAGUUCAGAAGGGUCAACCAUUUCGUCUUCUGAUAUGACAAGUGAAACAACUGAUUUAUCAAGCUCUCAAGAUACUUCGGAAUCUACAACUGACUUAUCAGCAUCAACCGAUUCAAGUGAUACAACGGAUACAACCAGUCCUCCUGAUUCUACAGUAUCAGGAGAAACUUCAUUUGCCACUGAUACAAGCUCGUCUGACGGGUUGUCUUCAUCAACAGAUUCGGGAUAUUCCUCAACUGAUUCAUUAGGUUCAACAGUAUCUACGGAAUUAUCAGAAUCUACAGAGUCAACUGAAACAGCGCAAACAGGUGAAUCAACUGACUUAACGGAGUCUACUGAUUCGACUGUGUCACCACAAUCAUCUGAAUCUUCCCAGUCUACUGAGCCAUCUGUAUCCACUGAAUCCACAAUAGAUGUGUCAACCGAAUCCUCAAUGUCGACAGAAUUCUCUACUGAAACUUCAAGUGAGUCAUCCUCAUCAACUGAUUUGUCAACCGAGUCUUCAUCAUCACAAGAAUCAUCGGAGACAACUGUUAGCUCCUCUACUGACUCAUCUGUUUCGACUGAAUCCACAACAGAUAUGUCAACGGAAUCCUCAAUGUCAACAGAAUCCUCUACUGAAACUUCUAGCGAGUCAUCCUUAUCAACUGAAGGGUCAACUGAGACUUCAUCGUCAGAAGGAUCAUCGGAAACAACUCUGGGUUCAUCUUUGUCAACUGAAUCCACAACAGAUAUGUCAACAGAAUCCUCAAUCUCAACGGAAUUCUCUACUGAAACCUCUAGCGAGUCAUCCUUAUCAAGUGAGGGAUCAACUGAGGACUCGUCAUCACAAGGAUCAUCCGAAACAACUAUUAGUUCUUCAGACAGCACUAUUGAAUUAUCCACUGAGUCUACAAUCGAUAUGUCGACAGUCAUAUCUUCAUCAUUGAGCACAGAAAGCACAGACGCGAGUAGUUCGACAGAGUCAGUUACAGAAGUCAGCGAUGAUAGUUCCUCUUCUUCUACAGACACUUCAGGUUCUGAUACAACGGAGUCAUUAGAAACUGGAAGUACUGAAACCACUGUGGAAAUAACCACGGAUUCAAGUGCAAGUAGUGAUGAAUCGACAAUAUCUACAGAGAGCUUAAGUACUGAGGGCUCGGGAGAUGAUACAACUGAUACUUCUCUAUCUACUGUCGAAACUAGUGAAAUAUCAACAUCUUCUGAUGAAAGUUCGGUUUCAACUGAACAAAUAUCUACCGAAAUUGGUUCAACAGAAGAAACAACAGAAAAUACUGCCACAACUGCGUCAGGUGAAACGUCGAGUACUGAAAUUGGAUCAACAGAUAGUUCCAUCAGCUCUACAGACAUGUCAAUGUCAACCAUGGAAAGCUCUACAGAUGUUUCCAUGUCAACAACUGAAAGCUCUACAGACAUUUCAAUGUCAUCCGAAGACACAACUAUUGAUAUUUGGUCAACCACCGAAGAUGACAGUGAAGGAACUACUUCGAGUAUACUUGAUAAUGUCUUUAGUAAAAAACCUAAGCAACGAAAAUGCAAGCCUAAAAAACCAAAGGAUUGUAAGACUUCUAAAUAUGGAUGUUGUCCUGAUAACAAAACUAAAGCUUCGGGACCAUUUGAUGAAGGAUGCCCAAUUGCUAAAACGUGCGCUGAAACUGAAUUUGGAUGUUGUCUUGAUGGUGUGUCUCCUGCAGCAGGCAAAAAUCAUAAAGGUUGUCCGAAGUCUCAGUGCGCUGAAACAUUAUUUGGAUGCUGUUCCGAUAAAUUUACUCCAGCUGAUGGCGAAAAUGAUGAAGGUUGUCCUGAACCAACAACUGAGCCUCCUACCACAACUACUGAAAUUCCUACGACGGAAACGGAAGAAGGAACAGAAGAAACCACUUCUGAAUCAGAAGUCACCAAUGUAUCUGAUCUCACGACUACAACUCCUGACGAAAGUGUUGUGAAGUCCUGUUCUUCUGCAGAGUUUGGUUGUUGUCCAGAUGGUAAAACGGAAGCUAAAGGUAAAAACUCUGAGGGUUGUGAUGGCGUUGAUUCAAAAGACUGUAAGAAUUCUGUUAAUGGAUGUUGCGAUGAUGGUCGUUCCUUUGCUACUGGUCCAAAUGGUGAGGGAUGCGCUAGUUGUACAAGAGAACAAUUUGGAUGCUGCCCUGAUAAUCAAACACCAGCACAUGGACCACUUGGUGAAGGUUGUUGCUUGAAUUCACCUUAUGGUUGCUGCCCCGAUAACAUCAAUAGUGCCCGCGGUCCUAACUUCGAAGACUGUGAUUGUAAUUAUACACCAUAUGGAUGUUGUCCUGACAAAAAAACAUCUGCUAGAGGUCCUAAUAACGAAGGUUGUGAUUGCACAACAACACAAUUUGGCUGUUGUCCCGAUAAAAUCACACCCGCAAGCGGACCUAAAUUUGAGGGCUGUGCUUGUCACACAAUGCAAUUUGGCUGUUGCCCUGAUGGCGUUACAUUUGCACAAGGUCCACAUCAUUAUGGAUGCCAUUGUUCUCAAACAGAGUUUCAAUGCUGUCCUGAUGAAAAAACACCAGCUAAAGGACCAAAUAGUGAGGGAUGUACGUGUUUGGAGAGUAAAUUUGGCUGUUGUCCAGAUGGAAUUAAUUCUGCUAAUGGAACCAAAUUUGAAGGUUGCGAAAAUGUUAAAGAACCACCACAAAAAGCAUGUGGUGCACCGAAAGAAACGGGUCCUUGCGGCAACUUCAGCAUUUGGUACUUCUUUGAUACCUCCUAUGGAGCUUGUGCACGAUUUUGGUAUGGUGGGUGCGAAGGUAAUGGCAAUAGAUUUGAAACUGAAGCAGAUUGCAAAGCAACAUGUCAGGAGUACAAAGGAAAAGAAACUUGCUUAUUACCGAAGAGUUCAGGUCCAUGCACAGGGUUUAAUAAAAAAUGGUACUUUGAUUCUGAACUUAACCGUUGCGAACAAUUCAAUUAUGGUGGUUGUUAUGGUACAAGUAACCGCUUUGAUAGCUUGGAAGAGUGUCAAUCGUUGUGUACAGUUAGCGAAAGCAUACCACCAUGUGAUCAACCUAUGGAUGAGGGUCCAUGUGAAGGCAAUUUUGAACGCUGGUUCUAUGAUAAUCAAACAGAUGUAUGUCGUCCAUUCAUAUACGGCGGUUGCAAAGGAAAUAAGAAUAAUUAUCCCACAGAACACGCUUGCACAUACCACUGCAGGCAACCGGGAAUACAUAAAGAAUAUUGUUCGCUUCCUAAGCAAACCGGUGAUUGCAGUGAACAACACGCCCGUUGGUACUAUUCGGAAACUGACAAGAAGUGCAUGCCAUUCUACUACACAGGGUGUGGGGCCAAUAAAAAUAACUUCUUAUCAUUGGAAUCAUGUGAGGCUCAUUGCCCCAAGGAAGUUGCCAAGGAUGUUUGCGAAAUUCCUGCUGAAGUUGGCGAGUGUACCAAUUAUGUUGCCAUGUGGUACUUCGACACAAAAGAUGCUCGAUGUCGCCAGUUCUACUAUGGCGGUUGCGGUGGAAAUGGUAAUAAAUUUGCAACAGAAGAAGCAUGUCUCCAACAGUGUGAACGAAAACCUGAACCUGAACCUGAACCCGAACCAGAACCAGAAAGACCACCUCCACCACCUACCAGUGAUAAUAUCUGCAACUAUAAUGCAGAUCGUGGCACAUGUGAUAAUUAUGUUGUGCAAUGGUAUUACAAUACCAGCUUGGGCGGAUGCUACCAAUUUUAUUAUGGAGGAUGUGGAGGAAAUGAAAAUAGAUUUAACACUGAGUCAGAGUGCUCUGAACGUUGUAUUGAACCCCCAUUGCCACCAGCACCACAUACACAAACUCCUGCGCCAACAGAACAAGAUUUAUGCCAAUCAGCCGCUGAUAUAGGUGAUUGUGAUCAGUAUGAGUUGAAGUGGUAUUUCAAUUCAAGCAUAGGAAUUUGCGCGCAAUUCUAUUAUGGCGGUUGUGGUGGAAAUAAUAACAGGUUUGAAAACGAACAGGAUUGUAAUAGCCGAUGUGCUCCGCAAAUUGAUACUCGACUUGGGCAACCUGAAACAAAUGCAAAGCCUGAAAUUGAGCAACCAAGUGAGGGAGAAAAAUGUUAUUUGUAUCCUGAAAAAGGCGACUGUAAUGAUAACCAGAAUCGUUGGUAUUACAAUAGCCAAGAAGGUUUUUGCGAUGAAUUUAUAUACAGCGGUUGCGGUGGCAAUGCCAAUAAUUAUGAAAGCGAAGAUGAAUGCCAAAAUGCAUGCUUUGAUGUUCAAGCAACAUGUUCUCUGCCACCUUUCGAAGGAAGAUGCAAUGAAAGCCUGACUAGAUGGUAUUAUGAUGAACGCUCUCAGAAAUGUCAUGAUUUCAUAUUCACUGGAUGUCGCGCGAACAAAAAUAACUUCUUUACUGAAAACGAAUGUUUGGAUUAUUGUGGUCAUAGUGUUCCAGCAGUACCUGAAGAGCCACCGAAUUAUUCAGUUUGUGACUUGCCAGUGGAUGCAGGAGAAUGCGAAAAUUAUACCGCUGCUUGGUACUAUGAUAGAAAUACUAUGGCAUGUACUGAAUUUACUUUCUCAGGAUGUGGUGGCAAUGGUAAUAGGUUUACAAGCAAGGAACUAUGCGAUCGUCAAUGCGGCGAAUUCAAAGGAAUGGACGUAUGCAAUGAGCCAGUUAUGACUGGACCCUGCCGACAAUGGCAGACGCGUUUCUAUUACAAUAAAGCGACUGGUACAUGUGAUCCAUUCACUUAUGGCGGAUGUGAUGGAACCGGUAAUAGAUUUGAAAGUCGCUCUGAAUGUCAAUCGGUUUGUAUUGUAGGUCAGGAACCAGUAGUACAAGAAAAUAAAGAUAUAUGCAAAUUACCAGCGAGUACUGGAAAGUGCGAUGGACCUUCGAUAUUUGAGCGUCGUUGGUUUUAUGAUGACGAAAGAGGCACAUGCGUAUCCUUUAUUUACAGUGGUUGCUCUGGCAAUCAAAAUAAUUUCCGUUCAUAUGAGUCUUGUUAUGAUUAUUGUGCAAAACCGUUGCAUCCUCAACAACCAGACGACCAAACUAAUGAAGUCCUGCCGAAUAAAUGCGAAACCUACGAAGAUGAAUGUCGUCAGUUACGUUGUGCCUUUGGUAUGCGUCGCGUUGCUUCUGAAGACGGAUGCUCACGUUGUGUAUGUGAGAACCCUUGUGAACAACAGUCUUGUCCAGAAGGUCAACGAUGUGCUGUAGACAUAUCUAGCGAUACUAAUCGACAAUUCGAAGCCGUAUGCCGAGAUAUUAAUAAGCCAGGAGAGUGUCCAUCAAUAUUAGCAAACUCCAGUAAUUGCGCACGUGAGUGCUACACAGAUGCGGACUGCCGUGGUGAAAAUAAGUGUUGUAGUGAUGACUGCGGAGCAAUAUGUGUACAUCCUUCACAACCCACGCCAGUAACAUCACGACCCACAACAACUCCAGUAGUUACUUACCCAAGUGAUGCAAAGGCAGCUUUAGAACCGAAAAAACCACAGGAAGUGAAUGUGCAGGCCGCUGUAGGUGGUAUUGCUGUUUUACGUUGUUAUGCAACUGGUAGUCCAGCACCCAAUGUAACAUGGUCUCGGCAAAAUGUGCUGAUCAAUACUAAUCAAGGACGUUACCUGCUUACGGCAUCCGGUGACUUGACCAUUGUACAGGUGCGCCAAACUGAUACUGGCUCAUAUGUCUGUGUUGCAAGCAAUGGCCUAGGUGAACCUGUGCGACGUGAAGUAGAGCUUCAAAUUACAGAACCUAAAGAAAUACCUUCAUACAUAUAUGGUGAUAAGAAUGGUACACAGAUUGUUACACUCAAUAGUCCUGCCUUAGUUCGCUGUCCAGCUGGUGGACACCCUGCUCCACAUGUGAGUUGGUGGCGCCAUCGCAAACACUUGGGUCUAAUAAGCGAUAAAUUUGAACUUACCCGUGAUUAUUCCCUUAUGUUCCGUUCAGUCCAAUUAGUUGACUUGGGUCCGUAUACUUGCGAAGUGUAUAACGGAAUUGGUAAGCCGUCUUCUAUGAAUAUUGUGCUUAAGGCUGUAGGUCCUGCACGUGCUGUUAAUAACGAAGACUCUGCUUAUUUGCAAUAUAUUAUUGAUCCGGCAAGAGUACCAACAACGGCAAGACCUGCGUAUCCUUACCGACAGACACCAAGUUAUGUACCACCACAACCACCAAUUGAGGUGGAGCCACCAACUCGUCCACAAGUGGUACCGGUGCAAGUGGUUUUAGGCUUGGAUCCUAGAAAUAAUUAUACUCCAGGCUCAACAAUUGCUUUAAGUUGCUCUGUACAAGGAUUCCCAACACCAGAUGUAACAUGGAUAAAAGACUCAGCUCCAUUACUGCCAAGUGAUCGAAUACAAAUUACAACAAAUCCAUAUCGUCUGGUUGUAAACAAUAUUACUGCUGAAGAUGCGGGCAUGUAUGGCUGCGUCGCUAAAAAUUCAGUCAGCUAUAAUAUUGCUGAAGAGAAGAUAAAUGUUGAAUCCUCAAUUCAAGUUCAUCCAGAAUGUGUGGAUAAUCCUUACUUUGCGAACUGCGCGCUGAUUGUUCGAGGAAGAUACUGCAGUAAUCAGUACUACGCUAAAUUCUGUUGCAGAUCUUGUACACUAGCUGGUCAGAUUAUCCCGUCACAUCCUAAUGCUCUUUAAGCAAUAAAGCAGCCAAAGUUAGCGUAAAUGAAGAACGUUAAAUUGUAAUCACACACUAAUUUCACUGACUAAAAAAGUUACUGAAAUUAAAAAAAUAGAAACGAAUUUUUUGCAUGCUUGUUCGCACAGAGCAAAUGCGGCUCAGGCCCAAGUAAGCGUAUUAAACUAGGUUAAAAUUAUGUUGAAAGCAUCAAUUGUUUAGUUUAUAACAAUAAUAGAAAUACCUAAUACUGAAAUACUUAAUAAACUAAAAACAUUGAAAUAAAUGGAGAAAUUUAUAAUAUAUAACUUAGAAUUUGUUAAGUGCAGCCAUUAAAAACGAUCAUAGUUUCUGUGAAGAUAAUUAGCUUUGUAAUUUGUUCCUAUUUAUUGCUCAAACUAAUCAUAAUAAAAAAGAUAUAGAUUCUAUGUUGAUAGACCUCUAUGUAUAAACUAUAAACGAAUGAUUAAUAAUAAUUUUAUUUCGAUAUUUAAUUAAAUAAAUA
This is a messenger RNA of Teleopsis dalmanni, 9851 nucleotides long. Its product is annotated as papilin-like. Bases 223 to 9366 code for a protein of 3047 amino acids. Gene Ontology annotation, cellular component: extracellular region; extracellular matrix. Lineage: Eukaryota; Metazoa; Arthropoda; Insecta; Diptera; Diopsidae. The record is from RefSeq and is a predicted model, not a curated record. Gene Ontology annotation, molecular function: serine-type endopeptidase inhibitor activity; metalloendopeptidase activity. The transcript has 20 exons. Gene Ontology annotation, biological process: extracellular matrix organization.